Molecule: messenger RNA, 279 nt
Organism: Mesocestoides corti
Lineage: Eukaryota; Metazoa; Platyhelminthes; Cestoda; Cyclophyllidea; Mesocestoididae
Source: the annotation of a GenBank genome assembly
AUGGAAACCUGUCACUUUAUAAAGUGGGCAGUGACCAGUGACAUCGAGAAGAAUCGCUGCCUUGCGUGCGAAACUCACCCCAAAGCCGUGGACACGAUUUGGCCGGGAAUCGCCGAGUGCUUCACCAAGUACGUGCUGUCGUUGUGUUCGCCACCUCCCCCACCUAAUUCGCACAUUCGACGUCAGCAAACCGAAAAUCUGCCGAAACAGUUCUUUUUCUUCUCCCGCGGACUCGUUUGGAUCUCAAAAUUGUCGAUUUGCCGAGCCACUCUUGUGUAA